Messenger RNA from Cyphomyrmex costatus, 1529 nucleotides. RefSeq lists its product as uncharacterized. The record is from RefSeq and is a predicted model, not a curated record. The transcript is spliced from 2 exons. Lineage: Eukaryota; Metazoa; Arthropoda; Insecta; Hymenoptera; Formicidae. Gene Ontology annotation, molecular function: nucleic acid binding; RNA-DNA hybrid ribonuclease activity. The annotation marks the transcript as partial.
AGAACUUUAUUAGUAAGCGAUCCUUGAAUUUCAUUGUCGAUGGCGAACUUCUGGGCCCCUUCGAUUCUUUUAAGGGGACACCGCAAGGCUCUACCCUCAGUCCGUUGCUUUUUAACAUCUAUCUCAAGGAUAUGGUCUCUCAUGUACAUGAUAAAGUUAGCUUACUGCAGUAUGCCGAUGAUGCGGUUUUAUUUACUACCUUAAGUAACGUUUUUGACGCCAUUAAAUGCAUUCAAGAAUCUCUAAAUAACAUUUACGCCUAUCUGAGAAAUAGAGGACUAGACAUCUCCCCAUCGAAAUCCAAGUGGAUGAUUUUCUCACGGAAUGUGAACAUUCCUUCUCCUCCUUCACUGCUGAUAAAUGAGCAAGAGAUUCCCAGAGUGUACUCACAUCGCUUCCUCGGGGUCAUCCUGGACCAUAAGUUGAAUGGCAAUCUUCAUCUUAAGUACCUCACUGAGAAGGGGAAAAAUAUUGUUAACAUCAUCACGGCGCUCUCAGAUGUCUCCUGGGGUUCCCACCCCAGCAUACUACUUACCGUUUAUCGCUCCAUCUUGGGCAGAGCAAUUGAAUAUGGGGCUCAAUUUUUCAACUGGGUUACGGAAUCUGCGGCUUUUGUUAAGCUUCUAAGAAUCCAGUACAAGGCGGUCAGGAGGGCUAUGGGAUACCGCAUUUCUACUCCCAUAAACACCAUGUUAGGCGAGGCGAGAAUUCCACCUCUACAUCUGAGAUUCAAUCUUUCCAUUACCAAACACAUCUACAAAUCAAUGGCUAACAAGUUCAGCGAAACGUACGCUGCAUUGAUUCAAAUGGAGCUGAUUGCUACUCGUAAGAACCGCAGAAUUGAGGCUAUCCGAGAUUCUUCUCUAUUUAAGAUAUACGUCACGGUUAGGCAAGCAGAAAAACAUAUCCAUUCUUCGGUUUAUCCCGCAGUAUUCUGGCGUGACCUGGAAGUUCUUUCUCAUGAAAUAGACAACAACUUUGAAAUGAUGAAACACAACUCAAUCACCUUCUACACAGAUGGCUCCAAAGAGCCCGAUUGCCCGGUUGGCACGGGAGUAUUCUCCCCGGAAUUAAACAUCCAAAUAGCUCAUAAACUCCCUGCAGAAACAUCGAUCUUUUCUGCUGAACUCUGGGCCAUUUAUCAGGCAGUUGUACUCGCGUUGGUUGCAGACCACAGUCGUAUCACCGUCUUUAGCGAUUCCAAGAGUGCCAUAGAGGCGAUUUGUGAUGAUAAACAUUACCAGAGGAACUAUAUUAUAUAUCGCGUCGAGCAGACUAUUCUUAGGGCAGCCAAAGCUCAGAUAUCUGUUACUCUUUUCUGGGUUCCCUCUCAUAAAGGAAUCCCAGGAAAUAAAGCAGCCGACAGUAUAGCCAAAAAUGCUGCAACCAACGGAGUUUCCGUUAAUUUCAAAUUCCUCAUGAAGACUUCUUCAAUGAGGCCAGGGAAGUUACAAAGCACCGAUUUAACAGCUAUCUCAAGAUCAGGGCUCAAUCCAAGGGCACUCUUCACUUUGAGCGCUAUCCUCUGA